This is a messenger RNA of Ruditapes philippinarum (Manila clam), 550 nucleotides long. RefSeq lists its product as uncharacterized. The transcript is spliced from 5 exons. Lineage: Eukaryota; Metazoa; Mollusca; Bivalvia; Venerida; Veneridae. Bases 104 to 511 code for a protein of 135 amino acids. The record is from RefSeq and is a predicted model, not a curated record.
GCUGAGUACAUGUUUGGAAUUUCCAUAUCAUGUCUUUGUAAUGAUAAUUGAUUAAGCAUAUGCGAUUGGAAACAUUUAUAUCAUACCUGUAACUCAAUUUUUUAUGGUUUUAUAUCAUAAAUAUGUUGCUCAAAUGAGGAUUUAUCAAUAUUGUGGAGAACUCGUUCACAUAGAGCAUAUCCUUAAAUCCCUGAAACUAAGUAAACUAGAUGAUGCAAAGAAAAAAGACAUUUCUAAGGCGAAAGGAGAAAAGCGGCGUCAGAGAUGUGCAUGUUGUCAACAAAGACGCAGGGAAAAGAAAUUACGACGAGAAAGCAUCCGAACACCCGCCAAUUUCUUACAGAGAUUUAUCCUUAAAGGAAAAUGUGACGGGCCUCAUGUAUGUUAUAAGUGUGGCAGUGGAGAUGAUGUGUAUGUGUCGAUGUGCUGUUGUAUAAUCAUGUGUAAUGCAUGUGUUGCUGGCGACGAAUGUCCUAAUUGUACAAAAAUGGCUUCUGUCAACAUGAAUUAAAAUGUUUCAUUUCCUUGAAAAAUAAAAGAUUAAAGCAAA